AUGGUAGAUGUUUGCCGCAAUCGCUUGAAUCAGUGCCUGGUUCCAAGGUUCACCUUGUAUAUUUGGCCUUUUGUCCUCGUCUCUUACGUUGCCUCGGGCUGGGGCUUUGCCAUUUCCUGUUGCCUUCCGGUGGAGCUCGGUGCCUUUAUCAGCUCCAUUCUGGCGUUCAUGAUGGGAGGUAUCCUGGGGCUCCCGAUGCAGAUGAGUACCUUCUUGAACGGCGGGUUCAUGGAAGUGAUGGUCGGCUGCAUCUCCUUUACGCGAUGGAGUGUGUCCAUGAGCUUCCUGGAGUACAUCACCCUGCAUCCUCCGGACACUUCAGAGCUGGGUCUUCUGGACUCGGAAAUGCUGAAGCUGUGGUGGGCUCAGCUGUCCGCCAGAUGGCAAGUAGGUGCCUGUAGUGAUAUGUAA
Symbiodinium natans is the source of this 411-nucleotide messenger RNA. The record is from the annotation of a GenBank genome assembly. NCBI's taxonomy places the organism in Eukaryota, Dinophyceae, Suessiales, Symbiodiniaceae.